UAGCGGGCGAGGAAUCCUUGGAUUGGAGAGAUGCCGCUUCCCCCUGCGUCUCGACUCCAUCCAUCCAUCCUCCCUCCCUCUCGUUCUCCUUCCCUCAGCUUUCCUCUGCGUUUGAAGCCUGAAACUUUCAACACCAACCGCUAACGUAGCUGAACCGUAAGCAAGACAGCGCCCUCUCCCCAGAGAGAGAGAGAGAGAGAGAGAGAGAGAGAGAGAUGCAGAAGAUGGGUGGUUCGGGCCCAUUCAACGACCAGAAACACCAACAACACUCGAUCUUGUUCUCCUUCUGGAGGUUCUUGCCUUACACCAUCUACGCCAUCCUUCCCCUGGCUCUCUUCCGCCUCUACUUCUACACUCUCCCUCUCCCCUGGUCCCCCACGGACCACCUCCCUGGCUCCGAUCACAUCCUCGUCACGCCUUCUCUCUCCUCUCCCCCUCAAGCUGAAGAGGCAGGAGGUGCUGCCAUCACUGAAGCCCAUCCUCUUCUUCUUCCUCCUCCUCCUCGUCCUCCUCCUCCCUGUGACUACACCAAUGGCAAGUGGGUCCGCGACAAGUCGGGCCCUCUGUACAAUGGGACGACUUGUGGCACGAUAAAGGAUGGCCAGAAUUGCAUCGCACACGGCAGGCCUGAUGUGGAGUACCUCUAUUGGAGGUGGAAGCCACAUCAAUGCUACCUGCCCAGGUUUGAGCCAACCAAAUUUCUCCAACUUCUCAGGAACAAAAAUGUCGCCUUUGUUGGUGACUCCAUGGCCAGGAACCAGCUGGAGUCCCUCCUCUGCAUGCUGUCCUCCGUUUCUGACCCCACCCUUGUGUAUAGAGAUGGAGAGGACAACAAAUUUAGGAAGUGGAACUUUGCCGGUCACAACAUGACCAUUUCGGUUUACUGGUCACCUUUUCUAGUUAAGGGUGUGGAGAAAUCAAGCUCAGGGCCUGAUCACAACAAGUUGUAUUUGGACUCUGUGGAUGAGAGGUGGGCAGGUGAUUUGGGUUCACUGGACAUGGUGGUUCUGUCAGUUGGGCAUUGGUUUCUUCAUCCUGCUGUGUAUUACGAGGGUGGUUCUGCCCUGGGUUGCCAUUACUGCCCCGGCUUGAACCAUACCGAAAUCGGCUUCUACGAUGUGUUGAGGAAGGCCUUGAGGACAACGCUUAAGGCCCUGAUUGCUAGGACCAGGGCUAGUGGUAGAGCGACGGAUGUGCUUGUGACGACGUUUUCGCCCUCGCAUUUUGAGGGCGACUGGGACAAGUUCGGCGCUUGUCCCAAGACGAAGCCUUAUCAAGAAGGUGAAAAGCUGCUUGAAGGAAUGGAUGCAGAGAUGAGAAAAAUGGAGGUGGAGGAAGUGGAGGCUGCGAAGGCAGAUGCAAGAGAUUUCUCGGGGUUUAGGUUCGAUGCCUUGGACAUAACCAAAUUGUCGUUGAUGCGGCCAGACGGCCACCCGGGACCGUACAUGUACCCGUUCCCGUUCGCUGACGGGGUAAAGGAUCGCGUGCAGAAUGAUUGCGUCCAUUGGUGCUUGCCAGGGCCCAUAGACACAUGGAACGAGAUAUUGUUAGAGGUGAUCAAGAGAUGGAACGGCGGAGAGAUGAACAAGUGAUCUCUAGGUCAAGCAUGACGAGAUUAUCGAUCAUUCGAUGACUUUGGCAGCAGCAUGGUGGUGAUUUUUAUCUCUGGAACGAGACAAAUAGAUGAGGUAGAAUGAUGAUGCAGCUCUGUCUCCGAUGAAAUUCGGUGACCAAAUAUUGAUCACUGAGAAGGAAGACAACGGGAAUGAUUGAGGAAACUAAAGGAAGAAGGUUCUAAUGUUGCCAGAGAAAGGGAUUGUUUGGAUGAUAGUGUGCUCUUUGCCUUGUGCACAAAAUGAUUCCACAGCUAAAAUCAUAAACCGAUUGUCCUUGGCCAGUUCUUUUGUCCUGUUCGUGUACAGAAAGUUUCAUCUCGGUUAGUUUUGGGCAAAUAUGCUCGUAUUCAGUUUUGUCUUGAAAGGAAGUCGUGGCUCCACCACACUUGUUUGUCUUAUUUUGAGAAUUCAAACUUCUUCUGGCUCUUGAA
This is a messenger RNA of Syzygium oleosum, 2047 nucleotides long. Its product is annotated as xyloglucan O-acetyltransferase 1. Gene Ontology annotation, cellular component: Golgi apparatus. The record is from RefSeq and is a predicted model, not a curated record. The transcript is spliced from 2 exons. Gene Ontology annotation, molecular function: O-acetyltransferase activity. NCBI's taxonomy places the organism in Eukaryota, Viridiplantae, Streptophyta, Magnoliopsida, Myrtales, Myrtaceae. Bases 216 to 1592 code for a protein of 458 amino acids.